CCUCUGUUUUGUGGAGAGAGAGAUAUCAAUUACCUGGGCGCGCGCGAAUACGAAUGUCCAUAACGAAAUCGACGGCUGAUGUUCAUGCACCAAGUACGAAGUUGUUCCACGAAAAGAAACUCGAGGUGAACGUGAACUCACGUCUCGCAUCUCAAUCGUAUUGCCCAUUGCAGCAAUUCGAAUAUUCGUGCUUCUUUCUUCUCACAUGGGGACUGUCUACUGAACUGAAAGUUGUAAAGUAGCCCAUCGCGCCCCCUCCUCCCUGACCCGAAAGGCUGAACCGCCUCACGAACCCGAGCGACUUCGAGCCAGCCAAUCCAUUGCAGCAGCAGACCCAAGCAGCAAAUCGACGAAUCCAUAUCUCCUGAUUCCUAGCUUAUCUCUCACCAAAUCACUUACCAUAUAGCUAGCUAGCCGCGAGUGCACGCUGCUCUCUCUCACGCCAAAGAUGCAGUUUCUCCCCUUGGGCAUUCCACGCCCUUUUCAAAAGGAGUCCGUGGAUAACUAUCCAGGCGUACUCGUCCCGCUCGCGCACGCAAAACGCCAUCCCACUGUGGAGGCUGAGUACGCGCGGCGGUAUUCCCAGGAAGGCGAGGCUGCUGCUCCGGAGGCCUCCGACUCCAAGAAAGGCGCGAGUGAAGAUGGAAAGGAAGCGGAGAAUGUUGCGGAUGUGGAGGCGAGCCGAGUGAGGGGCGUGUGGGAUGGGACGUAUACGAUUGAGGGACUGCGGGAAGAAAUCAAUGAGGAUGUGGCGGCGAGUGGCCAUGAUAGCGCUUAUGAUUUGAAGAGUAAGGUUAUCAAUAAAGCCAUUCAGGAUAUUGGAAUGGGAAGAUAUAACUGGGAGUUGUUCAUCCUGUGCGGUUUUGGGUGGUUUGCUGACAAUCUUUGGCUGCAAGGCGUGGCCCUCACGCUGCCAUCGCUCUCCGCUGAGUUCAACGUCUCCGAAAAGCAAGUCCGCUAUACGACAUGUUCUCUUUUCGUCGGUCUCUGCAUCGGCGCCUCCUUCUGGGGCGUAGGAUCCGAUGUCAUGGGUCGUCGCCUCGCCUUUAACAUGACGCUGUUCAUCGCUGGUGUCUUUGGAAUUGCUGCUGGUGGUGGCCCGAAUUGGGUCGGUACCUGUGGUCUCUUCGCCGCUCUAGGAACUGGUGUAGGAGGUAACUUACCAGUGGACGGCGCCCUAUUUCUAGAGUUCCUGCCCAAUGCUUCAGGAAGCCUGCUUACGCUCUUGAGUGUGUGGUGGCCGGUCGGUCAAUUGGUUGCGAGUUUAAUCGGCUGGGGUUUCUUGGGCUCGCAUUAUGCGCCUGAUAAAGGCUGGAGGUAUUUCGUCUACACGAUGGGAACACUGACAUUCGUUAUGUUCCUCGCGCGCUUCGCCCUCUUUCACCUUUUUGAGAGCCCGAAAUUUCUCCUCUCCAGGGGCCGUCAGGCGGAAGCGGUUGCGGUGGUCCAUGGGAUGGCGUAUAAGAACAAGACCACUACAUGGCUCAGUGAAGAAAUCCUCAAUGAAAUCGGCGGCGACCCCGCAGUUGUUGCAGAUGUCAAGCUGAGCACCACAGAGGUCAUCCGACGAAAGUUCUCCUCCUUCUCCGGGGAACGAAUUGGGCCUCUCUUCCACACCCGGAAACUCGGUUUGACGACAGUGCUUCUCUGGUUCUGCUGGCUCACCAUCGGAAUGGGGUACCCGUUGUUCAACGCCUUUCUUCCUCAGUAUUUGGCGAAUGGCCAUGGCUCUAGUGGAGCCCCUAUUUCCAACUACACGACCUACCGCAACUACGCGAUCACAUCUGUCGUCGGCGUUCCCGGUUCCAUCAUAGGUUGUUUCACAGUUGAUAUCCCGUACAUCGGGCGGAAAGGCACAAUGGCCGUCUCCACCAUGCUAUCGGGCAUCUUCCUCUUCCUCUUCACCAUCUCCGCCGACUCCAACUAUCAACUGGCCUUCUCCUCCGUCGAAGCAUUCACGCAGAAUAUCAUGUACGGGGUGCUAUAUGCUUACACGCCGGAGGUCUUUCCAGCUCCUAAUAGAGGCUCUGGCACGGGGAUCGCGAGUUUCCUCAACAGGGUUGGGGGACUCUGCGCCCCGAUCAUUGCGGCGAAUAUCCCGGGAACAAACGCGAGUACGCCCGUCUAUGUAAGCGGAGCCUUGAUCCUGGCGGCAUUUGUAGCGAUGUGCUUGUUGCCAAUUGAGACAAGAGGAAAGCAGAUGUUGUAG
This is a messenger RNA of Amorphotheca resinae ATCC 22711, 2209 nucleotides long. RefSeq lists its product as hypothetical. The transcript has 4 exons. The record is from RefSeq and is a predicted model, not a curated record. Lineage: Eukaryota; Fungi; Ascomycota; Leotiomycetes; Helotiales; Amorphothecaceae. Bases 449 to 2209 code for a protein of 586 amino acids. Gene Ontology annotation, molecular function: transmembrane transporter activity. Gene Ontology annotation, biological process: transmembrane transport.